AUGGUUAAAGAUACGAAAUAUUACGAUAUUCUCGGUGUACAACCGACUGCAACUGUGGAUGAAAUUAGGAAAGCUUACCGAAAAUUAGCUUUGAAAUUACAUCCAGACAAAAAUCCGGACAAUGAUCCAGAACAAUUCAAACAAUUAUCCCAAGCAUAUGAAGUUUUAUCUGAUGAAAAGAAACGAACUUUGUACGAUCAAGUUGGCGAACAAGGAAUGAAAGAAGGCGCAGGCGCUGGUGGAUUUCACGGAUCGGAUCCAUUCGACAUCUUCAAUAUGUUCUUUGGCGGCAGUGGUGGCGGUCCAUUCGGCGGUCGUCAAGAUAAUCGGGGAAAAAAUCUCGUUCAUCAACUUGCUGUUUCAUUAGAGGAACUUUACAAUGGAGCCGUUAGAAAAUUAGCUUUACAGAAAAAUGUUGUGUGCGACAAAUGUGAAGGCCGCGGUGGAAAGAAAGGUGCGGUAUCGAAGUGCACGACUUGUAAUGGAAGUGGCUUUGUCGUACGAGUUAAUCAAAUAGCGCCGGGAAUGAUCCAACAAAUGCGAUCCCAUUGUUCAGAUUGUGAUGGUCAAGGAGAAAAAAUCAAUCAGAAAGACAAAUGUAAAACAUGUGAUGGAAAAAAGAUCGUCCGGGAAAGAAAAAUCAUCGAAGUUCAUAUUGAUAAAGGUAUGGAAGAUGGAAAGAAAAUUACGUUUAGUGGUGAAGGAGAUCAAGAACCAGGACUCGAACCAGGAGAUAUUAUCGUUGUUUUGGAUGAAAAAGAGCAUGCGACAUUUAAACGAGACAAAACCGAUUUGCAUAUGAAAAUGCAAAUUACAUUAACAGAAGCUUUAUGUGGAUUUCAAAAAGUUAUUAAAACUUUAGACAAUCGACAAUUAGUUAUAACGUCAUUACCAGGUGAAAUCGUCAAACCUGGAGAUAUAAAAUGUGUAUUAAAUGAAGGUAUGCCUGUUUACCGAAAUCCAAUGGAAAAAGGUCGAUUGGUUCUGCAUUUCGAUGUGAAAUUUCCAAAUAAAAAUGAAUUACGAUCAGAAGCUAUUACACAACUAGAAAACGUCUUACCAGCACGUUCAGAAGUUACAAUACCCAUGGAUGCUGAAGAAUGUGUUUUGGUAGAAUUUGAUCCUCGACAAUCACAACGAUCGCAAAGACAUGAUAUGUAUGACGAAGAUGAUCCACGCGUUCGUGGUGGACCAACACAAGUUAAUUGUGCGACGCAUUAA
Adineta ricciae is the source of this 1221-nucleotide messenger RNA. Lineage: Eukaryota; Metazoa; Rotifera; Eurotatoria; Adinetida; Adinetidae. The record is from the annotation of a GenBank genome assembly.